Molecule: messenger RNA, 603 nt
Organism: Carica papaya (papaya)
Lineage: Eukaryota; Viridiplantae; Streptophyta; Magnoliopsida; Brassicales; Caricaceae
Product: Pentatricopeptide repeat (PPR) superfamily protein
Molecular function (GO): protein binding
Source: RefSeq, a predicted model, not a curated record
AUGGACAAAGUUCAGGAGAUGCUCAAGGAUAUGGAAGAGAGUGGUGUAAAGGCUGAUUGUGUGACGUAUAACACUUUGAUAUCCUAUUUUAGUAAAGCAGGGAAUUUUCAAACUGCUCAUGCUAUGAUGAGAAAGAUGAUUAGAGAUGGACUGGUGCCUACUGUUGUUACCUAUGGAACUUUGAUACAUGCUUAUUGCUUAAACGGAAACGUAGAAGAAGCCAUUAAGAUUUUCAGAGACAUGGGUGUUCGAUCGAAAGUAACAGCAAAUACUGUAAUCUAUAACAUUCUUAUAGACUCGUUGUGCAAGAAUAGAAAUGUUGAAUUUGCUCUUUCCCUGAUGAAUGACAUGGGAGUCAAAGGCGUCAGGCCCAACACCAAUACAUACAAUUCUAUCUUUAAAGGCCUGAGAGAGAAUAAUUGGUUGGAGAAGGCAUUUGAAUUGAUGGAUGGAAUGACUGAGCAUGGGUGCAAUCCUGAUUAUAUCACCAUGGAAAUUCUUACAGAGUGGCUCACCGCAGUCGGCAAAACAGAAAAGUUGAAGAAAUUCAUGCAAGGAUACGAGGUUUCUGCUCCAUCUCAUGGAAUAGCUGCAACCAGGUGA